UCUCUCUCCUCUUCUUGUUACAGUAAAACCCUAGAUUUUGUUUGUUGUUCCCAAUUUUGAUUACUGCGUAUUUUUCUCUCUUCUCUUCUUGUCAACAGUAAAACACUAGAUUUUUGUUUAUUGUUCCCAAUUUAGAUUACUGAUUCAUAUGGGUACUUUGUGAUCUUAAAUCCAUGAUUUAUACCUGCUCACUUGCUUAAUUUUGGGGUUUAUGAUUAAUGUUUUUGAUGGGGUUUUGUGCAUUGUUCCCAAUUUAGAUUACUGAUUCAUAUGGGUACUUUAUAAUCUUAAAUUCAUGAUAUAUACCAGCUCACUUGCUUAAUUUUGGGGUUAAUGAUCGAUUUUUUAGAUGGGGUUUUCGCCAUUGUAAGUCUGAUUGAUGGGAUUAGUCCCUAGUUCCAGAUUCCAGUUUUACUACACAUUUCUAGUAGUCUUGCUGAAAUUCUAUUCUGGGUAUUGCAUUUACAGUAGUUAAGCUGUGAUUAGCAUUCAAUUUGUGGGAGAGGGCUGGAUAGAAAUUGAAAUAUCAAAUUUGCACAUUUGGGAAUUGGGAAUUGUGUUUUUCUAGUAAUGAAAUCUCCAUAUGCUUAGAGUAAAUAUUGGUACAAUGUGCUUGGGGUCGUUUCGUCUGGAAAUCAUAGUCACAUGUGCAAAUUUGGGAUGUCCGGAAUAAGUUGUCGGAAUGGGAAGAGUGCAUGAUUGAUACAAUUAUUAUAAAGACCUGGUAGGACCAUGUCAUAUUUUAACUAUAUAGGAGGUUGGAACAGUGUAAAUUCUUUUGGGUGGUUGGACUGUUGGAGUAUGACAAUGUUGCCUUAAAGAGUUAAGCGCCUCCAAGGACCAGGGUUACCUGGUUCGCUAGUAUGAGAUUGGGUACGGGUUUGCAAUUCGCUACCUAAUUUGCUAAAUUAGACCAAAAUUAUACCAUUUUGAUGUUGUAAUUCUCUUUUUCGGUUCGCGGUUUGUGGGCUGAUUGGAGGAUUAGGUAGCACUGCCGAGGACAAUAAAUUGAAGCUUCUUUCAGUCUAUACUUUCAAAGAGAGAGGUAGAAUUCAGAGAGAGACUUUCAGUAGAACUUAAUGGAUAUAAUUGCCGAUAGACUAGCAACAAUUCAGAACGAAAUCCGUCAGGCAGAAAACCAGAAGAUCCAAUAUGAGCAAAUGCUCGGUCUGUUCUGGGAGCAUCCGCCUGCUCUUGAUAUCGAAGAUGUAGGAAGAAGGAUGCAUUUUUUACUGGACUGCAUUCAAACCCUAGAAGACCAGAAAAGGGCCCUCCUUAAUGAAGAACAAGACCUGAUUGUGCAGGCCACCACCCUUGCCCGCCACGGAGAUUAGAACAGAAGAUUCCGUCGACUCUUUCUAGAAGAUUUAAUAAGUGUCUGUAGACGCAUAGUAGUGUGUUUUAAUGUAUGGUCUUCUUCUUCUUUGUUUGGUUUUCUUUGUUAUGUUUGCGUAAAUAAAUAAAAAAAUCGAGCAAUGUUCUGAAAUCACUUUAUAUAUACUAUUAUGCCCAUAAUGAUUGUUAA
Molecule: messenger RNA, 1525 nt
Organism: Spinacia oleracea (spinach)
Lineage: Eukaryota; Viridiplantae; Streptophyta; Magnoliopsida; Caryophyllales; Amaranthaceae
Exons: 1
Coding region: 1080-1334 (84 amino acids)
Source: RefSeq, a predicted model, not a curated record